Messenger RNA from Selaginella moellendorffii, 615 nucleotides. RefSeq lists its product as uncharacterized. The record is from RefSeq and is a predicted model, not a curated record. Lineage: Eukaryota; Viridiplantae; Streptophyta; Lycopodiopsida; Selaginellales; Selaginellaceae. The transcript has 3 exons. The coding region runs from base 35 to 460 and encodes 141 amino acids.
UGAGGAACCCUAAAAACAGGGGAGGGUUUUAGCAAUGGCGAUCUGGGCAAGGAUCGGUGCGCUGCAUCGAUCCUGGACAAUGCGGCUGUAUUCCACUGGAUCGAAUGCAUCCGGCGAGUAUCGGCCGCGCUCCAAGGCGUCGCGAGUGCUCCAGGUGCCCAGGUUUGAGCCAGACCCCACAAGAACCAGGGCGCCAACGGGGAUUCUGGACAACCGGGGAUUCACGAUCAUGGAUUUUCUCAAGACAAUCGGACUGGAAGCUCACCACGACAAGCUCAAGACGCGGUGUGCCAGCUUGAGGGAUGUGCUGGUGAUCAAAACCGAGGCGCUCAAAGAUCUGGGUCUUAAAGUCCGGGACAGGAAAUUGGUGCUGAGGCACGCUCACAAUUACCGGCUGGGCAUUUGGCAGCCGCGCAAGUUCAAAGCGGUGGAAGAGAAGAAAGGAGGCACGAAGAAGUGAGGAGAUAUUCGUGAACGCUGUAAGCACUUUUGUAGCAAAGCAAGUCCCUUUCAUCAAUUGUGACUACCAGACUAAACACGCAAGAAGUUGUGUAAUGCUUUCUUCUUUUUCAAAAAUCUUGUAGUCUUGUUUGAACCAAAUUAAAUUCAAGUGUU